UAUAAACAGAACAGCAAAAAUGGCAAGUACCGUGAUCUCAACCAACCCAGGUAUUCCUUUCACUGGCGUCAUCCCUGGCAACAUGUCCCCUGGCAAGAUGCUCUUCUUCCAGGGAUACGUCAAUCCCAACGCACUAAGGUUCACGAUCUCCCUGACCUGUGGCCUGACGCAGGCACCAUUGGACGACAUCGCGCUGACCUUCAGUCCAUCCUUUGGCCAAGGCGUGGUGGUUAUCAACCACUUCGAGAAGCAGACCUGGGGCCAGGGGGUGCAGGUUCAAAACCUCCUGCAGCCAGGCCAGAAUUUUGAGAUGAUCAUUAGCGCCGAUGCAUCUGAGUUCAAGAUUGCGCUCAAUGGACAACACUUCGUUGCCUACCCUCACUACAUCAAACGCUUACAGAGGAUCUCCCAUAUCUCAAUCAACGGUGACGUCAUGAUACACAACAUUCGUAUGGAAGGUGGCAGUGCACCUCCCCCCAACCCAGCCCAGCCCACUCCCCCAGGCCAGCCCACCUACCCAGCACAGCCCACCUACCCAGGACAGCCCCCUUUAAACCCAGCCCAGCCCACUCCCCCAGGCCAGCCCACCUACCCAGGCCAGCCCCCCAACCCAGCCCAGCCCACCCCUCCAGGCCAACCCGGCUACCCCGCACAACCCAGUUACCCAGCUCAGCCCAGUAACCCAGCCCAGCCCAGCUACCCAGCCCAGCCUUCAUACCCAGCCCAGCCUGCCAACCCACCUCUCCCCUUUAUGGGAAUGAUCCCGGGAGGGAUGAAGAAAGGAACAAAGAUUGUGAUUGAACUGACUGUGAAUUCAGAUCCAACCAGCUUCUACAUUAAUCUCCAAUGCGGCAUGGAUGCGUUAAGCGACAUAGCAUUCCACUUCAAUCCACGCUUUAAAGAGAAAGUGAUUGUCAUGAACACGAUGCGUGGAGGCGGCAAGUGGGACAGCAAGGAGGAGAGAAAAAAACCAAUAUUUUUCCCCUUCAAACCAGGCAAGACCCACAAGCUUGUGAUCCUGUGUCGGCAUUUCCACAUUAACGUAGAUCUCGAUCGUUUUAGUGUGGGUUGGUACGACCACCGUUUGCCGUUCAAGAGCAUCAAAGUUUUGGCCAUAGAUGGAGAUUGCGUCAUCAACAAAAUCAAGUAUGGUGAUGACUGAAUCCACAAUCAAUUUGAACAAAAACCCUCUACAUAACAACCAAAAGUUUUGCUGUGUGUUGUAAUUCUUACGUU
Messenger RNA from Patiria miniata (bat star), 1236 nucleotides. RefSeq names its product galectin-4-like. Gene Ontology annotation, molecular function: carbohydrate binding. The transcript is spliced from 8 exons. The record is from RefSeq and is a predicted model, not a curated record. Lineage: Eukaryota; Metazoa; Echinodermata; Asteroidea; Valvatida; Asterinidae. Bases 20 to 1162 code for a protein of 380 amino acids.